Drosophila ficusphila is the source of this 5543-nucleotide messenger RNA. RefSeq names its product extensin. NCBI's taxonomy places the organism in Eukaryota, Metazoa, Arthropoda, Insecta, Diptera, Drosophilidae. The record is from RefSeq and is a predicted model, not a curated record. The coding region runs from base 2026 to 3822 and encodes 598 amino acids. The transcript is spliced from 5 exons.
GUUUACGUUUUUCCAUCGCUCGCCCACAAAUAUUUUGAGGGCUUUCCUCUUUGGGUUGGCAUGCGAAAACCGCAACAAACACGUGCACUUGGCCAAAGAGCAAAUGAGAGAGAAUGCGGCGGAUGCGCAGUGGGUGGCCAGCGGUACAGGGCUCAUGUAACCCAGGCGCGUAGCCGCAAGGGGACUCCCAAUAAUUGAUUAGGGGACAGCCAAGGCAUUUCAAAAAUGUUGCUUGAGGGUUUACAAAUUCCUUACUUUAGUGCUACAUUUUUCUUUGAAGGAGCGAACCCUUUUUUUUUACCUAAAAAGUGGCCUACCUUCUUUUCUCCCUAUUUCUUGUAAUUUUGUUUUUAAAGAGUACAUUGUCAACUACCUUGAUGGUUGUGAAAUUCUUUUUAAUAAGCUCUUAUAUAUUUUUAUUACAAGCAAAUGUUCUCGCUAAAAUUCUUUUUUCAAAAUAAAAUUGUUCUUAGAAAAUCUUUGCAUAAAAUAGUCCAAAAGAUUUCUAGAAAAGCCUGGUCUUUGAGAACUUCGAGGGCUGUAAGUGCGCUUGUGCCUUGGAACGUUCACCUGGCUGGUUAUCAGUCUGUUGGCCGCUUAUCGGUCAUCUCAAGUUGGUCUGGUCAAAUGCCACAGGUUCACGGGAAGCUAAUAAGGGAAACCCUCCCUUGUCGGAAGGAACUUCGAGUGUGCCAGAAAGCGUGCUAUGGUUUUUCGCAUAUUGGUGGAAAUUCGUAGCCCGGACAUCGAUAAAUCGAGCCUAUACAUACUUCAUUCACACACACCGAACGUGGGAAACCCCCAAGCGGGACUUUGCUGAAAAUUCGCUGCGCACUCACGGCUUUCUCCCUGCUUUUUCUCUCUUUCUGGGAAUCUCCCAUCUCUCGGCCUUUUAGAAGUAACGCCACGUUCUAGAUUCCUUUCGGCUUGCCGCUCUGUUUUGGUUGGCUUUCUGUUUUGUGCUCUAAUUCGUAAGCAAAGCGAAUAGUUUCGACAGGCAUUUCCCAGAGAGAGAGAGACCGUGCCAAAGGAGAGCGCCAAAUGCAGCGCAUUUUCCGCCCUCGAGUGGCAAAAAAGGAAAAGCUCGCUCGCGCAUGUGGGCAGGUUGCCCAUCGAAUCGGGUCACAAAGUUCCCAGUGCAGCAGCUUCUGGGUGUUUUUUCUAUUUGUUUUUUUUUUUUUUUUUCGUCUGCUCCUUGCUGUUGUGCUUGUCUUUUGCCAGCUUUUCUUCUUCAGUUUUGGGGGCCUUCGGUGUAUAAAUGGCAGCGCGGUCGCGUAUCGCAUUUCAGUCUACGUUGGACUUUAGCGCGCGCCGCACACGCUGCGUAUACGUAACGCAUCGCAAGAUACGGCGGAUUCCGCACCGAACUGAGGUCUCCGUCCGUGUGACGCCGCCGUGCUCCGAUCACUUGGGUGUUUUGGGCCUCCGCUCUUCGAUUUUUCCGCGCGAGCCUCGAAGAGAAAGUCGUAUAAGUUAGUGGAAAAGUGCCGCCUCUCCACUCGAGAACCAUUUUGAACUGUUCUGCGUGGGAAACAGAAUUUCAAAUUUAACGGCUUUUCGUGGUAGGGAGAGUUUUCGAAAACCAGAGGCGAGGUUUUUAAUUGAAUCAAAUUAGUGGUAAUUCAAUUUUUGACGGCAGUAAAUGAGAGGAAAAUAAAACUGAAAACAAUUUGGGCUUCUGGUUAUACCUAAUUGAAAAUAAUAACUUAAGCAAAUGUAAUGCAAGAAAACUAAAUAAAUCCGCUGAUCUGGAGUAAGGAGGACAAUAAGAAAACUGCAAGUGUGGCGAAAAUUGAUUCGAACAUAAAUAAAGGGCAGCCAAGCGUGGCCAGACAAGGACAACAAAAGCAAGAAGCCGAAGGAUUUGCGAUUGGCCGAAAGGGGGAAAAUCAAUAGUGGCCACAUGUAAGAGGACACCGGGCACAAGCAAUAUGGUGGCCAUGCGGCAAGGAAUGGGUCAGACGACUCCUGGCCUCCAGUUGUUGCGGUGGACUGAGUAAGCGCGAAAGUUCCAGGGGAAAUAACAUGUCGGACCGAUAUCCAGCCAGCUUCUACGAUCACCAGCAUCACCAGCUACCCCCUCAUCCCUCCGCGAUGUCGCACUAUCCGCCGCAGCCCUACAGAUCGGGUUACACCGGCUACCAUCCGUACGGAUAUGGCUACGGAUCGUCAAGUGCUUCUUACAUGCCCAACUACUAUCGCUAUGCUCCGUAUGCCUCGCCGCACUACAGCCAGCACCACCAGGGGAUGUUCACGCCGGCUGGCCAGCAGUUGAUCCCCUCCAGCGUGCUGCACUAUCCGCCCAGAUCGCAUCCCUACCAGCAGCAGCAGCACCACCACCACCCGUCUCAGCCUGGCUACGAGCCGCCCGCUCCCUUGCCCUACAGUUCUUCCGCCUCCUAUCAGUCCCGCGGCUUCGGUGGCUACUCGGGUCCCACGCCCCACUAUGCUCCGCCUGGAAGGUCCUCCACACCGGCUCCCAAUCGCACUGUGCUGCCGCCGAACUACUUGGAACCACUGCGCAGCUACAGCGCCGAGCAGCAACACCUCGGCCAGCAGCAACACAUGAGUCAGCAGCAACUGCAACACCUCCCGCUGGCGGCCACCCCGAAGCUGGAGGACCCGGACAUCGAAGUGGAGGCGGUGGCGGAGUCCCCCGCCCAGCGGUUGACCACAUCGCCGCCCAUGAUUAGUGCCACCGGAACGGAUAGCGGCAUCAGCAACUGCAGCACGCGAGCCCGCAGCGAUAGCAGCCAGAGUACGCCCGUUUACAGCGGCGAGUAUCCGGUGAACAUGUCCGUGGAGUCCGCCUCCUGUGUGCCGUACCACUGCCCGGCAGACGGCAGGGACUUCGAGGAGGAGGAGCUCCAGCCACCGGUAGCAGCGGAGGCCAGAGGGACGGACCCUCCGCUCGAUAUUCCCGAUGACAUAAGCGCCACGUCGCCAGUGGGCAGUGAUAAGGUGAAAAACUCGCCACCCACUCCGCCGGAAGUUGUGAAGCGUGCGGAAAUCAAUUUGCAGCCGGAGACGGGAGCAUCUUCGGAUGCGCCGACGACGCCGCAGGAUACUAGUGGUGAUCCAAUAAUCGAGGCGUCCGACGAGAAGCCAGGACAUGCGCAGCAACAUCCUGGGACGAGCAACUGGAGUCCAACGCCGCGACGCCCGCGCACUCCGCCGGCGCCUCAGAACUCGCCCGUUGGCUUUGGCCAGAGUGCGAACGUGCCACCUGCCUUGGCUCCUCUGCUGCAGCAGCAACAGCAUCAGCAGCAAUUGCAGCAGCAACAACAGGCCAACAGCAACCUUAAGCGAUGUGCAACAUCUGGCAGAAACCGCAGCAGCAACAACCGCAUCAUCGAGUGCGAUCUCAUUCCGAGCAAGAAAUCAAAACGGAAGUCGGCCAAAAAGGAGGCUGUCGACAGUGAAAACACGGAGGCAGUGGAACCCAUUGUUAGAGAACAAAUUAGGGAUAUAAAGCCCUUGCCGGGAUUCCUGCAGGCCUUCGGCUCCACCGAAAUCGGAAGGUUCUCCGAGAGAUUCCUGCAGACGCCAGAAUCGUUAGUUGAGCGAUUGGCUGAGGAAUACGCAGCCAGUACGCCCAGCCAUUUACCAUCUCACCCAGCUGGAGGCUACAUCGAGUCCCCGGCCACGCCCACACAUAACUACUAUCCAUACGAUGAGCAGAACCAAAUCGGUUAUCCAAGGAACCGAAUUCGAGGCUACGGCUACGAAAUACCGGACUACAUGGCGUAUGAGCGAUAUGCGGCCUACGGAGCCGGAAGACCAAGAGCUCGCUAUGGAGAGAUCCGCUGCAACGGCUAUUAAAUGCGUUCGACCGAUGUCGGACGGAUCACAUAUAGCUUAGGGUUAGUGUUGUUGUAGUCGUGCAUAGUCGUUGUCAUUCGAUAUUCUCUGUGUGUGCCUUUUUCGGUCAAAAUUGGACAAUGAAUUUCCCCCGAAGAGUUGUUGUUGUCGGGGGCAUUGUUGGCAAUGAGUUCGUUCAAAAUUUACCACAACAAAGUAAGAAAUACAAUGAAAAAACAAAAGAAACAAGAAGCCAAAAUAUUGUUAGCAAGCCAUCUAAAUGUAAAUGAAUAAUCAAUUAAGUAGUUCAAUGUAUUUUAAAUCGAAAGAGUUUUAAAUCGAUUCAGAGUGUAAGUUGAAAUCUUGUCCCACUGUACAUAAGAAUGCAUUUCGUAUAUGUAACACUAGAUUUAGAAAAACUACUUGGGCAGUUGGUAAAGGGAUCUAAAAGUUUUCGAGGCCUCCAGGAGUUCGGGGAUAUUUUUCUCAACUUCUACUUAAAAGUAAUAAACACUCAAAAUUGUUUACUGCACCGUUUCCGAUUGGGAACUUUUAAUGGGGCACAAAAUUCCGAAAGCACCCCAAAUUAAUAAAAUAAAACAGAGCAAAAAUCUUACAUUUAGCGAAAAGAUGUGCCAUUGAAAAAUAUCUUUAAUUAAAAACACCAUAAUUUAGGAAUUACGUUUAUGUACAAUACAAAUACAAAUUAAAGAUUAGCUACGGUAAUCUAAAGCCAGAUAGUUAAUUUUAAAGCAAUGCAGUACAUUUUAGUCUAGGACACUGACACUGACACACACACACACUUACACACAGAUACAGAUACACCCAUACAGAGACACACUCGAACCACCGCACUAAUUUGUACUUGGCAAAAUUGAUUUAUUUUCUAUCGAUUUACUAACAACUUAUUCAUUUUCGAAUCGAUUUCUUUGUUGUAUUGAGUGCCUUAAUUUACUUGACUUGAUUUCCAAUAUCUGUGCGUGAACAAAUAAACGUAACGAAUUUGUAUGAUUUACUUGUAGAGAAACAACCAAGUUCAGGUUUCAAAGGGGCCCAAACAAAAUUUCAAAUGCAAAUCGAACAAAUCAAUGAAGAACAAAAACAACCGAAUUACCAAAACGGGAAACAAGAAAUCCAAAACACAUCGAGCGACAUUCAAAAAUGUUUAAUAGCGAUUAAAAAACUAGUUAAUAUGUAAAGAAACUACUCACCAACAACAAAAAAAAAAACCAAAGAAAACCUUGUAGCGUUGACAUUUUAAGCCAACUAUUUGGUAGUCUUCAACAGAAACGAAGGAUUAACAACCGAGGACGAAGCGAAAAUAAACCAAGUAUUUAGUAUAAUUAAGUCCGUGUGUAAAUAAAUAUUUGAAAGUUUGAAUUUUAUGAAAUAAAUCACGCAAAACGAUUAGCAAAGGAUGUUGGUAAACAAAACGCUGACUUGUUGUUUACAUUAUUGUAUUUUGGGACUUUUGUUUAACUGUUUUAUUCGUUUAAUUAAUUUAUAAAUAUUAUUACAUAACCUAGAAGUGUUUAUUGUUUGUUUUAACUUUUGUGUGGGUUUGUGUGUUUAAAUUAAUUACAAAAAUAGUUCAGUUGUAAGAAGAGCAGAAUCGUAGUAAUAAUAGUAAUUAGAAUUUAGUUGAGCGGAAACGAAAUAAGGAUACGAAGGCGCCUGGAACUAAAGUACAAAAGCAUACGUCUUGGGGUUCCAAAGAGCGAUAUAUAGGCUUACGAACUAAA